This is a messenger RNA of Mangifera indica (mango), 2391 nucleotides long. RefSeq names its product membrane-bound O-acyltransferase gup1-like. Bases 540 to 2135 code for a protein of 531 amino acids. Gene Ontology annotation, cellular component: endoplasmic reticulum. The record is from RefSeq and is a predicted model, not a curated record. The transcript has 19 exons. Lineage: Eukaryota; Viridiplantae; Streptophyta; Magnoliopsida; Sapindales; Anacardiaceae. Gene Ontology annotation, molecular function: acyltransferase activity.
AUGUGCUUCUAGUUUUGAUGAUUUGGAUUAUACAUCUAAGAUGUUUGAAGAAUGUCCUAUGAGGCUAUACUUGGUCAGAUCGCGGAGAUGUUUAAGGGUGUUUUCUUAUUUAUUCAGAAUAUUACGUGUUAGACAACUGGAAUCCUAAAACGCUUUAGUUAUUGAAAAUUUGAAUGAAAAAACAGGACCCAGAGUUUUUCUUAUUGUUACUUAUGAGAUCUUAAGAGAGCUGAGUUGUGGAUCUCACUUUGAUAGGCCAUGUUGGUAGCCACUGGGGGUUUUGCCGAUCUCUGCUGACUCUCUGCUGACUGGGUAUUUGGUUUCUUGCCUCGAGUUUCUGGAGAGUAAGAGAGUGAAGACGGUUGAGGAAACGAAAGUUUUUAUGGGUUUGAUUUGUUAGAGGCAGAAAAGACACCAUUUGAGUAUUUUUGUCCUUCAAAAAAAAAAAAAAGUUGGCUGCUUUCGCUCAAAAGUCAACUAUAUGCACUGGUUAUUCUAAUGCGUAUAUUUCAAAGCUCUUCUAGGUGUGUAAAACGGGCAUGAGUGAAUCGAAGAUGAAGAAGAAGAAUCACUGUGGUUCAAUCAGAGGAGAACUCUAUUUUCUCCUAGCAUACGCAGCAGUCUUCUAUUUUUUUGUCAUUCGUCGCUCUCUUCAAAUCUCUACUGAUCACUAUAAAAAACUCUACGCAUUACGUCCCGGCUGGCUCUCUAAUUUUCUCAAUGAUGUCUCUGAUGCUCAAUGGAGAAAUUUUCGUUCUAAUAUACCUAUUCUUUCUGUGGUUUUUGGAGUUUUCGCCACAUUGGCCAAUUCCCUUAGAGCUAUUUUUCAUUUUAGAGCCAAGGGGAUGUCAAUUCUCUGGCUUUUCCUUUCUUUAGUUUACCUAUUCUAUCUACAUGGAGCUUGUGUUAUAUUUAUUCUCUCUAUUGCCUCCCUUAAUUUUCUUCUGGUCAAGGUUUUUGCCCGAACAAACUACUUCCCAUUUCUACUUUGGGGCUUCAACAUAUUUUUCCUAAUAUGUAAUCGUGUUUAUGAAGGAUAUUCAUUGUCAUUAUUGGGGCAACGAUGGUCAUAUUUGGACAACUUUCGGGGGACCUUUAGAUGGCAUAUUUGCUUUAACUUUGUUAUUUUGCGCAUGAUAAGUUUUGGAUAUGAUUACUAUGUGGCCCAUCAGGAUUCUCGAUUUGAUCACAAGAAGCAUGUCCAACGUUGCCAAAAUUGUAAAUUCGGAGAAAGCUGCUUGGAAGUUCUACAGGAAAGAAGUAUCAUUGAAAGUUUCACCUUUAGUAUAUACAUCUGUUAUUUGGUAUAUGCACCUCUUUACAUUGCUGGGCCUAUUAUAAGCUUCAAUGCGUUUGCUUCACAGUUAGAUGUGCCUCAAAGCAACUACCCAAGAAGAGAUGUGGUUUGGUACGGGUUACGUUGGGUAUUUAGUCUUUUUCUAAUGGAACUAAUGACACAUCUGUUCUAUUACAAUGCUUUUGCAAUCAGUGGCAUUUGGAAACUAUUAUCUCCUUUGGAUGUUUUCAUAAUUGGAUAUGGGGUCUUAAACUUCAUGUGGUUAAAGUUUUUUCUGAUCUGGCGCUAUUUUCGCUUCUGGUCACUGAUAUGUGGCAUCAAAACAUGGGAGAAUAUGCCAAGGUGUCUUAAUAAUUGCCACAGCUUGGAAACAUUUUGGAAAAAUUGGCAUGCUUCCUUCAACAAAUGGCUUGUGAGGUACAUGUAUAUUCCUCUUGGGGGUUCUCGAAGAAAACUUUUGAAUGUUUGGCCUAUAUUCACGUUUGUUGCUUUAUGGCAUGAUCUAGAGUGGAAGCUUCUUUCAUGGGCAUGGUUAACUUGCUUUUUCUUUAUUCCAGAAAUGACAGUGAAAUCAGCAAUGACUACAUUUCAGGCUGAGAGUGCUUUUGGGGAAUUCAUUUUCCGAGAACUCAGUGCACUUGCUGGUGCCAUCACAAUCACUUGUCUCAUGAUUGCGAACCUUGUUGGUUAUGUUAUUGGACCAUCAGGCCUUAAUUGGUUGAUGUCUCAAUUUCUUACAAGAGAAGGAUUGCCUGUAUUGGUUGGCAUGUUUAUAACCUUCUAUGUUGGGACAAAGCUGAUGUUCCACAUCCAAGAUGCCAAGCUAGGGCAGCAGUAAACCUAGUGCCUGAUUGAUGUUUAUUUCUUGGCGUAUGUUCCCUGAGCUGUUAAUUUGUAGAAAUAGGAAUGCAGAUUUUGAAUUGUUAUUUGCAUAUUCAUUUUGAGGACUUGGGAUUUGCUCAAUAAAUUUUUCGAUGACAACCAUACUUCACAUUGGCUAGUAGUAACAAAAUUUCAUUUUAUACUUGAAUUGUAUAAGGUAAAAUGAUGGGGAAAUAUCUUUUGCAGAUUGCUAUUUUAGUUGUUCCUCUUCA